Durusdinium trenchii is the source of this 342-nucleotide messenger RNA. The record is from the annotation of a GenBank genome assembly. NCBI's taxonomy places the organism in Eukaryota, Dinophyceae, Suessiales, Symbiodiniaceae.
AUGCUUUGCGGCGGUGAUGUCUUGCAAUCUUUCAAUGCAACAAAGCCAAGCGGCGAGAGAGUAUGGCCGGACGAUGAUGUUGAGGUCAUCGUUGGGCAACACGGCCUGGUUUGCGUCGGGCGGGGCAAAGCAGAUCUUGGAGCGAUAGCGCGGGAGUCCACGGUGCUCGGCAAACACCUCGACAAAAUUGUUCUUGCAAAGCCACGAGUCCUCACAGGCAUCAGUUCCAGUGUGGUCCGGCAAUAUUUGGCUUCGAAUCAAAGCAUUCGCUACCUUGUGCACGACAAGGUUCGUGACUACAUCUUCAAACACAAGCUCAACGAGCUGCCAAAUUGGCAAUGA